Messenger RNA from Phymastichus coffea, 1347 nucleotides. RefSeq lists its product as uncharacterized. The transcript is spliced from 2 exons. Lineage: Eukaryota; Metazoa; Arthropoda; Insecta; Hymenoptera; Eulophidae. The coding region runs from base 1 to 1326 and encodes 441 amino acids. The record is from RefSeq and is a predicted model, not a curated record.
AUGUAUAUAAAUGACUUACAAUUUUUGACGGCAUGCAGUACAUUUGUCAACAGCAAUAUGUUCAACUGCAUGUUUAGUGAUAAAAAGAGAAACUUGAAGACAAAUCAUCCGACAGUUCAAGAUAUGUUUCAAAACUUGAUCAAAUACGAGGAUGUGAAAGAUCUUGUUAAAAAAUCAAUUUCAUCGAAUAGCGAACUUAUUGAUUUCCGUUUGAUACCGUUUUCGGAAGACAAAUUAGGAUAUCUAGGUUCACAUUUUUCACUAAUCGUCACGGGAAGACAGCCAGGACAUGAAAAUGAGUUAAGAAAUUUCUUUUUAAAGACGCUACCUUAUGAAGUACCUGGGCAAGUAGCAUAUGUUCAGGAAAAAGGAUGCUUUCGUAAGGAAACGAAAUUUUUUAAUUUGGUAGUGCCACUAAUGACUGACAACUUUAGAGGAGAGAGAUGGGUACCCAAAUGUUACUCGGCAAAGCAUAAUGUAAUGAUAUUUAAAGAUAUGAAACCGAAAGGUUUUUCAAACAGGAAUAGAUUGUUGGAUGAAAAAUGUAUUGAGGCCGCUUUUGAAUGCAUUGCUCGAAUGCACGCCUCUUCUCUACUCGCAGAAGAGAAAUUUCAAGGAAGGUCGCUCAGAGAUUUAUUUCCAGACGUGUUCGAAGAAUCGGAGUUUUUGCGCGAGGGGAGCAGCUUCACUGCGUUAACGGUAGGUGUAAAGCUUGCGAUUGAUCUAGCAAAAGAUAUGGGCCUUGACUCGAGUAAUAUCCAACGGGCUGGUGAGCGAAUUUUCGGCGUGGGACAAUCUUCGAAAACCAAAAGCAACGUUGUCUGUCACGGCGACCUUUGGAGUAGUAACUUGAUAUUCGAUCAUGCUAACCACUGCAGACUCGUGGAUUUCCAAAUGGUUCGUUAUUUGCCACCAGCUCACGAUCUUAUGUUGCUGCUAUAUUAUGGCGCUGCCACGGAAGUUAGACAACACGAACGGCAAUUGGUUGAACAUUACUAUCGAGUCUUCAUCGACACUUUAGAGUUAAAUAAUUUUAAAGGCAACGUUCCAGGUUUUGAGGAAUUAUUGCAAGGUAUCGCAGAGUUAAGAUUGCCAGCUCUUUUCACGGCAGUAUUGUACCAUCCAAUAGUGUUAUUGGAUACUUCAACAGCCAGUAAGAUAAUGAGCAAUCCAACAACGUGUGAGGCUAUCUUCUUUGGAGACAGAAAGUCUAUCGUUAAAGAUUAUAUGGCUAAAAAUCAUGAAUACAAAAAAAAAAUUCAAGAGAAUAUCAAGGAGUUUGUGGACAUGUCAUUACUUAUUGAUUCUAUACCAGAGUAUACGUAAAACGAAGUUUAUAAUAAAUAA